AUGCUUCUACCUCUGGUGUCGGCACGUACGACGCGUUUUUAUGCUACUACGCCGACUGAAAAACCUCCUGAACCUUGCGAAUCGCUAAGCUGCGAGAGCUCAGCCGCUGCUGGAACGCGUUCUGGGGGUGUCGAUGAUGGGAGUUCGAGCAGUCGGCGUAAAGGACGUGCUUCAGGAGAUGGAAGCGGCAGUGUCUUCCCCAUCACAAGUUCGCCGAUGCUGGAUGCAGCACUCACCACUAUCGUUGGUCUCGGAAUGGUAUUUCUCGGUGGUGUGGCGUAUCUGGCAUGGUAUAAAAAGAAUGUUUUGGACAAAAUAGAAUUAGCCUUUGCCCCAGGUUAUGACCCCGCACUUGAGCUUGCCAACAACUCUGUCAAAAUACAAAAUCUGGAAACCUCUGAUGAUUCAAAAGAGUUCGGUAGUGACAUUGACAUCCCCUGGACCGAACAUCUACGGCGCCAAGAACAAGACUUGGUAGAUGCCAUCAUCACAGGCGAAGAGACGGGACACUACUACGUGCUCGUUGGCCCCAAAGGCGGAGGGAAAUCCACCAUGGUGUUUGAUGCCAUGCGGGGUAUUCAGGCGGAGGGUGUCGCUUUUCUCGAAGCUCACCCUGACCUCGAAGUUUUCCGUCUGCGCCUUGGCAAGGCGUUAAAUUAUGAAUUCAAUGAGGAUUCUCAAACGGGUUUGUUCCAGCGACGAGAUCCUAGAGAAGCACUUACCAAACUUGAAAAAGUCGCACUGCGUCUUGCACGUCGGAGGGGGCGUCCUUUAAUAUUGGUUAUCAAUAACAUUCAGCACUUUCAUAAUGAUGAAGAAGGACGAAAUAUGCUUCUGCAACUGCAACAACGCGCAGAAGCUUGGGCAGCGGGUGGCAUUUUAACGGUCGUUUUCAACACGGAUGACUCGUGGCCUUUCUUGGCAAUGCGCAAAAGUGCUAGUCGAAUGCACGUCAUUUCUAUACACGACUUGAAUAGCACACAAGCGGAACAAGCACUAACUCAAAUUCGACGUACAGCAAGGAAACCAUUGACGAGUCUGAACGAUCCAAAAGAAGUCGUAUCGCUCCUUGGUGGUCGACUCGCCCUCCUCAAUAGGGCUAGUCGAGCAGAUGACAUGGUACAAUCCGCGCGAGAGAUGCUAAGGUUCGAAAAAGCAUGGCUGCAAAGCCAGAUUGGCCUCAUCCCUGAUUGUGACGAUGACGUUAUGGACGAGCAAAAAUGGAGCUCGUGUUCGUGGCUGUUGUUGCGUGAGUUCGUCAAGUUGCGCCAAGAGCAAGAACUCGCUAGAAAGGAGGCUGGUGACGAUAGCAAUUUGGACCCCAUUGAUCUUCCUUCCAUUCCAUAUGUCGGUAUACGUUGGCGAUGUCGCCAAAUCAUGACACGGCCCGAUUUCCUGGAGGACCUGGAUAGAGUCAACAUAAUAUCCAUCGAUAUCAACUUGGACGUACGCCCAGACUCGAUGCUGAUUCUACAUGCUGCACGUGAAGUUGUAGAGGAAGAUGGUUUUGAAGACCUCUUGGACAACGUACAAAACAGGGUUGAUGCAAUCGAGAGCCUCCAUCGCACCAGGGAGUUGACGUUCAAGGACCUUGUUCCUGGUGACAAGCUCAGACUAUCGGUUGACAAGGGAGGUUCGCUGGCCAAGUAA
This is a messenger RNA of Serpula lacrymans var. lacrymans S7.9, 1650 nucleotides long. RefSeq lists its product as uncharacterized. The record is from RefSeq and is a predicted model, not a curated record. NCBI's taxonomy places the organism in Eukaryota, Fungi, Basidiomycota, Agaricomycetes, Boletales, Serpulaceae. The transcript has 14 exons. The coding region runs from base 1 to 1650 and encodes 549 amino acids.